This is a messenger RNA of Colletotrichum navitas, 993 nucleotides long. RefSeq names its product GPI-GlcNAc transferase complex. The record is from RefSeq and is a predicted model, not a curated record. The transcript has a single exon. Gene Ontology annotation, biological process: GPI anchor biosynthetic process. Gene Ontology annotation, cellular component: glycosylphosphatidylinositol-N-acetylglucosaminyltransferase (GPI-GnT) complex. Lineage: Eukaryota; Fungi; Ascomycota; Sordariomycetes; Glomerellales; Glomerellaceae. Bases 213 to 950 code for a protein of 245 amino acids.
GGAGGUUUCCACCGAGCACCGACCUGAGAGCUAUAAGCUUGUGUCUUGGCUUGUCUUCAUCGAAGGUGAAGCCACGAUUUUAUCCUGCGAUCCCAGAGCCCUUUUCGCCCAGGCUCCAAUUGAAUUCCUCGAGCUGGCGCGACUUUGUACACUCUCAAUGGCACCCUAGCGAUGACUUCUCGAUACCACUCCGAACCCAGGGCCUCCUCACGAUGCUCACAACCGCCCCCCGCCUCCACGUCCGGCGCCCCUCGCCAACAACUGCCGAGUUCACAGUCACGACUAGACCGCCCCAAACUCUAACCGUCCGUCUCCUCUCGAGCCUUCUGCUCGCCCUCCGCAUUGUCGUCUUCCUCUCCUCGAUCCUCCUCCUCCACGCCGCCUGGUCGCAGUCCCCCUACGCCGCUCCCUACUUCUCCCCGUCGCCGGCGAGGACCCCUGACGAGGCGUUCUUCUCGACCAGCGCCUUCUGGCGGGCCCUACACUUCAUCCACGCCUCCGCGCCGGGUCGCCUCGCUCACUGCGUCGCCGCGUCCUCCGCGGUGCCCCUCCCCGCCCUCGUGCCCGGCUGCCUCCUUGCGGCCUACGCGACGCUGCGGCGCGAGCACACCACCGAGAGCCUGCUGGUCCUGCGCGGCCUGGGCAUCCAGACGAGCUCGACGAGCGGGAGCUACCUCUCCGCCGCGGCGACGCGCUUCAUACCCACGGAGAAGAUCCAGGACGUGCUCGUCAACGAGGCCUUUCGCGGCUUCGAGGUGCGGUACUACCUGAUCGUCAUCGUCGAGGGCGAGGAGGACCUUGUCGUCGUGUUCCCUAGGCUGCUGCCGCGCAAGAAGAUUGUCGAGACGGUGUGGAGGGGGGUUAGGGGAUGCCUGUGGGAGGCGGACGGGACCGUCAGCGGGAAUAGCAACACUAGGAAGCUGGACGAGAGGUGGCAGGGCGGAGUGUAGCCCGGGCCGCCAACAUAGCCCCCUUUUUAACGAAUUCAUGAUG